Messenger RNA from Dioscorea cayenensis subsp. rotundata (Guinea yam), 1676 nucleotides. Its product is annotated as magnesium transporter MRS2-1. Gene Ontology annotation, cellular component: membrane. The coding region runs from base 108 to 1367 and encodes 419 amino acids. Gene Ontology annotation, biological process: transmembrane transport; magnesium ion transport. The record is from RefSeq and is a predicted model, not a curated record. NCBI's taxonomy places the organism in Eukaryota, Viridiplantae, Streptophyta, Magnoliopsida, Dioscoreales, Dioscoreaceae. The transcript has 5 exons. Gene Ontology annotation, molecular function: magnesium ion transmembrane transporter activity.
CACCCUCAAAACUUGCACUAAUUCCCGUUGGAUCCUCACCGCCUUUUUCUCUUCUUCAGCUUCUUCUUCUCUCUCGAUCCUUUGUUUCGAUCUCCAAACCCUCGUCAAUGGCGGACGCCAUGGAGCCUCUCCUCCCGCGCAAGCCCUCCGUAUCCACCUCCGGCACCGCGGCCGCCGCCUCCCGCCGCCCUCUGUUCCAGGGCAUGGACUUUCUUGGGCUGAAGAAGCGUGGCCAGGGCCUUCGCUCUUGGAUCCGCGUUGAUGCCGCCACUGGGAACUCCCAGAUUAUUGAGGUCGAUAAAUUCACUAUGAUGAGGCGGUGCGAUCUCCCGGCCCGUGAUCUCCGGCUCCUCGAUCCCCUCUUCGUGUACCCUUCGACUAUCCUUGGCCGUGAGAAGGCUAUCGUCGUGAAUCUCGAGCAGAUCCGAUGCAUUAUUACUGCCGAUGAGGUCCUACUUUUGAAUUCUUUGGAUAGCUAUGUGUUGCAGUAUGUUGUUGAGUUGCAGCGGAGGAUUGCGGCGCACUCGUCGGACGCUUCGGCCGCGUCCCCUGAUUACUUGCCGUUUGAGUUCCGGGCUCUGGAGGUCGCGCUUGAUGCGGCUUGCACCUUUCUAGAUGCCCAGGCAGCUGAAUUAGAAAUUGAAGCAUACCCCUUGUUAGAUGAGUUGACAUCAAAGAUCAGUACUCUAAACCUAGAACGUGUGCGUCGUCUGAAAAGCAGACUUGUUGCAUUGACAAGGAGAGUUCAAAAGGUAAGGGAUGAGAUUGAGCAAUUAAUGGAUGAUGAUGGGGAUAUGGCUGAGAUGUAUCUUACUGAGAAGAAGAGGAGAAUGGAAUCAUCAUUUUAUGGUGAACAGUCUUUAAAUGGAUACGGCUCAACAGGGGGUGCAUUAUCGGUUUCUGCUCCGGUUUCUCCGGUCUCAUCACCACCUGAAUCAAGAAGGCUUGAGAAAACCUUUAGCCUUUCCAGAAGCCGGCAUGAAAGUAUGAAAAGUUCAGACACCAAUUCUGAAAACAUAGAAGAAUUGGAGAUGUUGUUGGAAGCUUAUUUUGUGGUCAUUGAUAGUACUCUGAACAAGUUAACCUCUCUUAAAGAGUAUAUUGAUGAUACAGAAGAUUUCAUUAAUAUUCAGCUGGACAAUGUUCGGAACCAGCUGAUCCAAUUCGAGCUGCUACUGACAACCGCAACCUUCGUAGUUGCAAUCUUCGGUGUCGUGGCGGGUAUUUUCGGAAUGAAUUUUGAAGUACCAUUAUUUCAAAAACCAACUGCAUUCCAGUGGGUGCUUAUAAUCACCGGCAUAUGCGGCGUAAUCAUCUUCUGUUCCUUCCUAUGGUUCUUCAGGUACAAAAGAUUAAUGCCCUUGUAAUUGCUCCUUUAUGAGGAACUUAAAAAAAAAAAAAAUAAGAAUCCUCAUCAUAUCUUGUUCUAUGAGUUUUCACCAAAGAGUAGUUUUAUCUAUGUACAAAACAGACUUACCAUCAAACUUUUCAAAUGAUCAAUCAUUUGGAAAAUUUAUUUGGUGAGUUUGUUUUGUACAAAUAUCAUUGCUCUUAACUUUUGAGGGCUUCAAAGUUGGGGCUUGUUAUUUUUUGUGCUCCCCAUUGUAUAUAUCAUUCUUAGCCUGUAUAAAAUAAACUAUGCUGUUGACAAUUCAGCAAUUGCAUAUUUGUUUCUA